This is a messenger RNA of Daldinia childiae, 1020 nucleotides long. RefSeq lists its product as uncharacterized. Gene Ontology annotation, biological process: fungal-type cell wall organization. The transcript has 3 exons. Lineage: Eukaryota; Fungi; Ascomycota; Sordariomycetes; Xylariales; Hypoxylaceae. Bases 1 to 1020 code for a protein of 339 amino acids. The record is from RefSeq and is a predicted model, not a curated record. Gene Ontology annotation, cellular component: cell cortex of cell tip; plasma membrane.
AUGGCUGUAAAACGCGGCUAUACCAAGCCACUAAUGGUGGUUAUUCCAACCCUCCUGUCGCUGGUGGGAUUCGUGCUGGCAAUGAUAGCGCUCUUUGCUGGCUCCGGAUCGCAGCAGCGAUCGAUGGAAAACUAUCAUAUCAUUGCCAUUAACAUGUCCACUUUUGGUUAUAAUCUCGUGCCAACUCCAAGUUCUUCCGGUUCCCAGCCCACGGCCACCAACGACGACGGGUUUGGUUGGGACGACAUCCAAGAUGGACUCGACGACAUCGAAGGCCAAAUCACAGACGAGUUAAACGAUAUCGCAAAUGACAUUGCCGACCAACUUUCCCGCGAACUAGGUAUUUCUCAGUGGUAUAGCGUACAUGUCAUGACUGCUUGCGAGGGCAACUUUGCGCCCAAUGCCACUUCGCCGGGUGCGUGGUACAACACGACUAACUGCACAGCGCAGUCCGCAGGAGUCCAAUUCAAUCUCACCGACAUCAUCCAGAGGGAGAUCAAUGCCGGCCCCCUGAACAUCAACGCAGCCGACAUCCCGAUCCCAGACUCGAUCCAGGAGACCAUCGACUACGUCAACAAGUUCCUAUUAGCAACAUUCAUCCUCUUCGUCCUCGGAGCCGGCUUCUCCGGCCUAUCGUUUAUAUCGUGUAUCAUCGUCCUGACACUACGACGCGAAGUCAUCGGGAGAGGAGCUAUCCUCGCCAACAUAGCGCUUACCGCACUAGCCGCCUUGGCACUCGCGGUUGGCGCCGCGAUCGCGACGGCCAUCUCGAAGAGAGGCGCGUCUGAGAUCAACGACCGGGGCGGCGAGUACGGCAUCUCCGCCGUCGAGGGCACGAGGUUUAUGACUAUCUCUUGGGUGGCGUUCGCAGUCAUGUUCGUGGCGUUAGCAUUCUGGACCGUCUCGUGCUGCAUGCCACGCAGGCAGUUCGGAUCACCUACGGCGUACAAGGAAAAGGUACCCCGAACGAGCACGGAUAGCAACCGUGGCUUGUUGGGGAUAUUCCGGCGAAGACACUAG